This is a messenger RNA of Pocillopora damicornis (cauliflower coral), 3251 nucleotides long. RefSeq names its product rab GTPase-binding effector protein 1. Lineage: Eukaryota; Metazoa; Cnidaria; Anthozoa; Scleractinia; Pocilloporidae. Gene Ontology annotation, cellular component: intracellular membrane-bounded organelle. Gene Ontology annotation, biological process: endocytosis. The record is from RefSeq and is a predicted model, not a curated record. Gene Ontology annotation, molecular function: GTPase activator activity; metal ion binding; growth factor activity.
AGGAACUUAAAAAAGAAAAGGCAAAGCUUCAGGCAAUCCAGGGAGAAGCAAGGAAGCUUAGAAAUGAACUGCAGAAAGUUCUAGCUGAGGGUGAUGGAUAUAGGGCUGCUGCAGUUUUGGCAGAGAAAUCUCAGAAAGAGGAACUAGAAACAAUGCGCUCAAAAUACCAAGAAGAGAUUGCGUCUUUACAACACAUCAUGUCUGAGUCUGUGCGGGAGGCCAAGGAAAGUUCUACAGAACAGUUUGAAAUAGAAAAGCACAAUCUUCUGGCCAGAAAUAAAAAAUUAGAAAAUGAAUUAACAAACCUCAAGUCCCUCCUUUCUACGGAAGAGGAGAGUAGCAACAGACCAAGAAUGUUGUCAGGGAUCUCUGAUGCGGUGGUCAAUGUCAUAAGAAGGAACACUACAGCAAGUGGUAAUUCUAGUGUUGAAGAUGAGGCUGUAUCACCUGAUGGAAAAUCUUUGGAGAAAAGCAUGGAAAAGGCCCAAGAGGAUGCAGAAGCCUGGAGAUCAAUUGUUAUGCCUUUAGAGGAGGAAUUAUCCUUCACGAAAGCAAAAUUAAAAGAUUUACAAGAAAAGUUGCAAAUUGCAGAGGCCAAGCUUAAGGAAGGAGAAAAUAAAAAAAAUGACAAAAAAUCAGAUGGUGGAGAAACUUUCUCAAGGGAAAGGUUUGAAGAGCUGCAAGAAAAGGUAAAAGAACUUAACCAAUAUCUAGAGGCUGAGCGGUCAUCACGCACAGAUCUAGAGAUGUAUGUGGCUGUCUUGAAUACUCAAAAGGGGGUUUUGCAAGAAGACUCUGAGAAAUUAAGAAAAGAGCUUCACAAUGUCUGUAGACUGUUAGAGCAAGAAAAAAUGUCACACAAUGAUUUAAAGCAGACAUGGGAGAUGGCAAAUGUACAGUUUGUAGAGAAUCUUAAGGUACAGAGUGAAGCUUUCACCAGAGUAUGGAAUGUCUUGACACCUGCUCAGCAAGCUGCUGUUCAGAAAAAACAGGGGCAGCAACAGGAAGAGCACCAGGGACAAAAACAACAACCACAGGUUGGCCAACUUAUUGAUCUGCAGAGUCCACAGACAUCCCCACAGCCAACUAAUGAACAGCCUAGCCAUGUGCCUUUAUCUCCACAAGUGCCCGGAGAAUCUGGUUCAAUAUGGGACAGCAUUCCUACUGUUCCUUGCACAAAUGAGGUUUCAUCUGAAAUUAAUAAUCUUCCUGGAACAACAAAAGAGGAAGACAAUGGAGGAAGACUAAAGAGAGUACACUCAGCAUCUGACGUAACAUGGAGUCGUGAGAAUAACAAUAGUGAGGUUUCCAGAGCACAUUCUGAAGAGGAGCUAAAUCCAGAGCUAUCAUCAGGUGCCUUGUCUAAUGUACCUCCAGCUGAUGGACCCAGUUCCCUCCCUUCCAGACCUCCAUUAUCCUCUAAACGAUCUGGGGCCAAAGUUGACUGGAAGAAUUUCCAGGAAGCUGUAAAAGUUUCCCAUGAAAGCAGCUUGAACAGAUCUUGUGCCAUGUGUGUUAACUAUGAAAAGCAGCUUCAAAAGAUGCAGGAUGAAAAUCAGAAGUUUCAAAACUUGGCAUCUAAUUUACAAGUGGCUCUGGAUCAAGAAAAGAAGGAAUUGUUUAAAGAACAAAAGAUGAGAAGCAAGUUGGAGGAGAGUGUGUCAAGUGCUGCAGAGGAUGCACAGAUGCAAAUCAACAAUCAUGCAAUGACAAACAAUAAGUUGGAAAAAUUGAUUGCUGGGCUAAGGGAGAACUUUGAGGCAACUAAACAUGGCACCCAAACUCAAAUUGCAAAGCUUGUAACCUCAAGGGAUCAGUUGAUGCAGGAGCUUUCGCAGCUUAGAACAGAAUAUGCUGCACUGCAAGACAAUGCUAUUCAGCAACUGACUCAUAUGGACUCUGAUGCCAGGCUGGCUGAAAUGCAUGAGCAGUUGAUGCAGAUUAGAGCAGCUUCUGAGGUCACAGAGGAAAAGCUAAGAAGUGAGGUGGCUUUCCUGAAGGAUCGUGUGAUGGCAGAACAAGUUGCAAAGGACAGUCUAGAAGCAAUGCUUCAAGGGGAUGUGGAUAACACAAGGGUUGAACUUGAGAGACUAAGAGGAGAGUGUGAUAAGGAAAAAAAAGCCAGGGAAGAGGCACAGGCCAGGCUUAACAUGUCUGGUCAGUCCAUAAGGAACACAGAAGACAAAUCUAAACAAGUCAUCAUUGCUCUUAGAGGACAACUGGAUGAAGUUAAUGCAGAAAAGACUAGGGCAGAAGAGGAAAGCAAACAAUUGAGAAACCAAUUACAGGCAAUGACUGAACAACUAAACCAAAGUGAGACCGUUCAGAGAGACUUUGUGCGUUUAUCCCAGUCUUUACAGAUGCAAAUUGCUCAAAUUCAUGAAUCAGAAACAGAUGUUCGCUGGCAGUAUCCUGAUGACAUUAAAGAAUGUAAAAGUUGCCAAAAAGUAUUGAAAGCAAACAAAGAUAAGCAAAACUGCCAUCAUUGUGGUAAAAUAUUCUGUGAACAGUGUUUGUCCAAGUCUGUGAUGGGAAGUAAAGCAUCAAAGUGGCAUCCUGUGUGUGACAGCUGCUAUGUUAUACUAAACAAGGAUUCUUCUUCAACAUUCUACAACACAACCCUGGCUGAUGAUCAGAGAUGAAUGGUUGUGGACUUGUGUACUGUGGAAGUUCAGGUUAAGGUUAAUUUUGAGAAAGAGUACAAAAUAACCCCACAGUUUUAUUUCUUGCUAAAGAGAACAUUUUAGCUGAUUCUUUACUUUCUAUGAAUUCAUGAAAGAAUCUGAAUGGAUAAUUUUCUCUUGUGAUGAGGGGCAGCAUUCUCUGCCUCUCUUGUAAGUAGAUGAUCUAGCAAAUGUAGGAAAGAAAUGAACACUUCUUUAAGUGCUUGUUUAAAACCUUGGACUAAAUUGCCAACGAAUAGUUUACUAAACAAGUCAUUUAGUAAUUGACAUUGUUGAUCCAUGAUCAUGGUUAACCUAUUAUAUUAAGUCAGGUGCAUUGAUUCUGCCCUCGCUUAGAGGUUGGGGUUGGGUAGAAUUUUACAGUUAUCAUUGUUCUUUAAUCAUGCUAUCAUGAUUAUUAUUAAUAUGGCUAAGCUUCAUUAUAUGGAGGUUUGUAUUAGACAAAACACAACUUGGUCCUGACAUUAUCAGAACAUUACAUUCAUUGGUUACACAAAUUUUGAGUGGGAAUGAAUUUCUUUGAGGAGACAUUGUGCAAAUGUUCUUGUUAUGGUCUCCUUGCCUUAC